Molecule: messenger RNA, 1684 nt
Organism: Aspergillus japonicus CBS 114.51
Lineage: Eukaryota; Fungi; Ascomycota; Eurotiomycetes; Eurotiales; Aspergillaceae
Product: putative C2H2 transcription factor
Exons: 2
Coding region: 384-1376 (330 amino acids)
Biological process (GO): regulation of transcription by RNA polymerase II
Cellular component (GO): nucleus
Source: RefSeq, a predicted model, not a curated record
CCGGCGAAACCAAUGAUACAGUGGCAUCAAACUUCAAGAAAUUUAUUAAGCAGAGAUUCGGAAUGACUCCCGCUCAGCUAACCGGAUUGACCGUCAGCUCUCGACAUAUGCAUAGCCACAUCUGACAUUCGAGAUACUCCUUCGAGAACAGAACAUUAGAAAGACAGUGGUUUAUAUGGACCUUCUAUUUCCUCCAGCCGCAACUCGAAAGAAGCUAGACAAUGAAGAAGCACUAACCAGAACCGUUGCCCUGAUGAAACUAACUGCUCUUCCGUUGCUGCAUGGAACACACCCGUUGCUGAGAAAGGAACGUUUCCAUGGACGAGGAUACAACUCACAAGCCAAUCUACAAUAGAGCUUCUGCUCGCUCAGAGCCUUCCACAAUGAUUUCACAGAGAUCGAUUGACAAUCAGAUGCUGUUACCACCCGGCUCGUACAUCCCAAAUGCUAUGUCAUUGCAGAUGCAGCCGCACCUUUUUCCAGCGGCAGCCUUCCACGAGGCUCCUCUGUCAGCCGUCCAUGGGAUGCCUGGAAACCUGGGAUAUGCACUCAACCAACCCCACAGCAGAAACCCAGGGAUGGAGACCGUCUUCUUCCAGCAGGGGCCCUAUACGCCCUCAUUCUUGAGCCAACACCUGACAUCAUCCAGCCAGCCCAGUUUACCACUGUUAUCACAUCCACUAGCAAACACAUCUAAUCAAGCUUACUCUGUGCGCCCGGGGAGUUGGUCCACGCAGACAGCAACCCAGUUCCAGGCACAUACACCGACCCCAGAACCACACACAACAGCGGACUAUCACCUCACAUCGCCCCAUCAGCACCAGCCAGCACUACCUCAACAGCAACUCACCCCCAUCUCCACUUCAACGGGCGACUUCGACCUCGACCUCGAUCUCGAUCUCGACCUGGACUUCGACCUCGAUGAGCCCCCAUCACAACCCCCAACACAGCCCCACCACUUCGCAGAUGAGAACGCCACCGCUGCGAUUCCAUGCUCCUCUUCAUCAUCGCCACCACGCUCCCAAUACUCUCACAAUCACCACCACGUUCAGCGAGAUUUGACGAACUAUGGUGUCCCCAACCCGGACGGAACAUGGCGCUGUGCCUACCCAGGGUGCUCUUCACAAGCCCUCUUCCGUCGUGGCUGCGACCUCCGCAAACACUACAACCGACACCGCAAGCACCUGUUCUGCCGCUACGAGGGUUGUCCACAGGCCGUGCGGGGUGGAUUUUCCAGCAAGAAGGACCGAGAUCGACACGAAGCGAAACAUAACCCCGAGAUCCCAUGUGAAUGGGAAGGGUGUCGUCGGGUUUUCAGCCGAAUGGAUAACAUGAAGGAUCAUGUGAGAAGGAUCCAUAAGAGGCGAGACAUUUGAAAGAAUCCUCUCUCCCUAUGUCUCCUGUUUCUUUUGCAGUCGUCAUACUUGACGAAGGGGGCGGGGCAGUUUCCCCUUUCGCUCCAACUCCCGGAACAAAAUGCACUUUCUCGCCCCCCAGGGGAUAAACACUUUUCAGAAGGGGAAAGGGGAGGGGUCCGAAUAUGCUGCAAUGGAGCCAGUCAGCGACGUACAAACAUGAUUACAUACAAAGUAUGUAGUGAGGGUGUGUACCCCCAGCUGACGAAAAGUGGAACGCUUUCUUUUCAGCCUCAUCCCGUGACCAUGACUGAAGGGGAAGGAAGACG